Messenger RNA from Protomyces lactucae-debilis, 777 nucleotides. RefSeq lists its product as uncharacterized. Bases 1 to 777 code for a protein of 258 amino acids. The transcript is spliced from 2 exons. The record is from RefSeq and is a predicted model, not a curated record. Gene Ontology annotation, cellular component: chromosome, centromeric region; chromatin; nucleus. Gene Ontology annotation, biological process: chromosome segregation; CENP-A containing chromatin assembly. Lineage: Eukaryota; Fungi; Ascomycota; Taphrinomycetes; Taphrinales; Protomycetaceae.
AUGCAGAGCUUGUUUGUGUACCAGUGCAAUACAUGCCAGACUGUCCUCUCAGACUCGCUGCAUCAGGCAAGCGCAAGGCCAGCGAGCAGGCAAAUAGACAGCUCACAACCCACAGCCAUUGCCGUUGUGCAGGCUCAGGUCGAGCAAGCGGAGAAUGCAGUGCCUCAAGUCGAUCCAGUCACCUAUAGCGUGACGGCAUCUAUUCGUUGUGUCAAGUGCAAGGCGAGUGUAGGUCAUCGUCUGCUCAGCACAUCGAAAGACCUCGAUCAUCUCCGUGGCUGCGUCGUGUUGGAUUCUGAUGCAAUCACAAGGUAUCAGCUUGGCCAGGCUGGUACGAUGCAAGCAGAGCUAGACGCUCAAGGACAAGGUACAGAAGUGACGGCUGCUCCACCGUCCUCUGCACUAAAAGAGCCAGACACACACGAGACAGGUUGCAGUCAAGGACCUUUUGUUGUUUUCAAGCAAGGUCCUAGUUGGCAAGCAGCAGACCACGAGAUUGCCAUGCUCAAGUCCUACGCCUGUGUGUUGCAUGAAGCAAUCAGCGACUUGCGCGAGCAGUUGUUGGUUUUGCAAGACGACAAACUGGAUGCAAAGCAAGCCAGGUCAGAGACAAAUGCAGUCACCGUGACGGAUGCUCAGAUGCAGACAGAAGCACCAGAAAAAAAUGCGUUGGACAAGACACGUUUGGAAGUCGUCAAAAAUGGCGGUACGGGCAAAGCAUCGACUCCCGUUGCAAGGACACGAAAACGCACGGCUUCUGCUAUGAGUAAAGCUUGA